AUGGGUUGGUUGCUUAUGACACUUAUUGAACCGGUACUUGCACAGGUUAUUGGGUGCACCUCCUCCCGAUCUGUAUGGAUAAUCUUGGAGCAGUUGUAUGCUUCAAAAUCAAGAGUUCGGGUCAUGCAACUUCAUUUUGAAUUGCGUUGUUUUAAGAAGGGAGCUCUCUCCGUUCCUCAGUAUCUUCAAAAAGUAAAGAAUCUCACAGAUAAUCUUAUAGCAACAGGUGAGCCUCUCUUUGACACUGAUUAUAUUCUCACUAUUCUUAGUGGGCUCGAUUUAGAAUAUGAAUCAUUUAUUACUGCUGUCACUACACGAGUUGAUGCCUACACAGUGGAGGACGUCAAAGGUAUGUUACUUAAUCAAAAAAUUCGAUUGGGUCAAAUCAAAGGCUCUCAUGGUUCUCUUGAUUCAAAUUACCCAGUUGCUAAUAUGGCUGUUAGGGGKAAUGCUAAUUUCAACAACAUAAAUGAUUCUCAUAAUUUUUCUAAGGGCAACAAAUCUUACCCUCAAUCUUCUAAACCUCAAUACAAGUGUCAAAUCUGUUGGGGUAAGAAUCACUCUGCCUUUAAGUGCAAGUACAAGUUUGACAGGAACUUUGAAAGAGAAAAUUUUAAACAACAAAAGCAAGCCUUUCAUGUAUCUACUGACUCAUCAUGUGGUGAAGCUUGGUACCCUGAUUCAGGUGCAAUGAACCACCUUACAGCCGAUCUUGCCAAUUUGAAUGUGCAUUCAGAAUACACUGGCCCCGAUCAACUUCGUAUACGCAAUGGAUCAGUUGGUCAAUUUUCGACAAACAAUAAUGUCUAUUUUGAAUUUCAUCCUCAUGUCGUUUAUGUGAAGGAUCUUCUCACCAAGAAAGUUCUUCUCCAAGGAGUGAAUAAAAGCGGCCUUUACAAGCUCUCCAAUUCACAUAACAUGGAUACACAUUCACCAUUUGCAGCUAGAGAGCGCACAAAUAUUGAUGUUUGGCAUAGGAGAUUGGGCCAUCCCGCACCUAAGCGAGAUGAUACGAGAUUAUCGUUGAUUCUUUUUGUGACAGAUACAGAGCCAGAGGCUCUCUCUUUCUCUCUCAAGUUGAAGACUCUCAAGUCUGAGUCGUCUCUUGGUUUCUGGAUGCAAUUUGUUGAAAUGCAUCAUCCUCCCUCGAACCCUAACCCUUUAACACACCCUUACGGCCAGCUCUACACCGCCCAGGCCCAGCCUCCCUCCUAUUCCCAUUAUCUUUACUACCCACACCAUCCCCAAAAUCCCAGCUUAGGAGCUCCUCAGACGGUUCUCAAACACCCUGAAAUCCCUUCUACCCACUAUGACCUUGGUCCCGAGCCAGGCCUUCGGCCACCUGGUAUCGACUCUUAUGCCGCCUUGAACCAGGCGUCGCAGGUGGGUACGCCGACUGACGCGGCGUAUUAUCCGGAUACAUGUGCCGCCGCCCAGAAUUGGGCAGCAAAGGAGGCCGUUCGGCAGUUCGGGGCGGAUCCUGUCGCUUAUGCAGCGGGUGGGAUAAGACCUCCGGAUCAAUUGCUUAUUGUAAAUCCCAAUCCUGCCAAUUGGGGCAACUCAAAUAUCUGUCCACCCCUAAAUGGUGGCUGGAAGAAAGGCUCGAAGAAAACAAAAAUUGUACAAUCUGCUUGGUGUGAGGUUUGCAAGAUUGACUGUAACAGCAAGGAUGUACUGUAUCAACAUAAACUGGGAAAGAAACACAGGAAGAACUUGGAGAAACUAGAAGCAGCAAAGAAAGAUGUUAAUGCUCCAGCAAUUGCCCCAAUGGCAAAGGAUUCUGUUAUAGGGCCAAAGGAAAACCUCACAGCAAAUAAAGGCAAAAGUGUUCAUGUGCAACAGACAAAAAAGAAGGCAGUCCCAUCAUCAACCUCUGGUGAGGACCUAGAGACAAAGAGGAGAAAGGUUGUGGAAGGUGGGGCAGCACCAGGUACUGUAAAGGUUUGCACAGUUUGCAAUAUGGUGUGCAACAGUCAAACAAUUUUCAAUUAUCAUGUAGCAGGACAAAAGCAUAUUACAAAGCUGAAGAAACAUGCAACAACUAAAAUAAGAGUUGCCUAAAGGAAGAACUGCCCCAUGAUACUAUUUUCCCAUUUUGGGGGGGUUUAAUUGAUUAGAAAUAUGGCGUGAUCUCUUUUUUAAGGUGAAAGAUAAUAUAAUCUACUUUCUUUCUCUUUC
Nelumbo nucifera (sacred lotus) is the source of this 2178-nucleotide messenger RNA. RefSeq lists its product as uncharacterized. The record is from RefSeq and is a predicted model, not a curated record. NCBI's taxonomy places the organism in Eukaryota, Viridiplantae, Streptophyta, Magnoliopsida, Proteales, Nelumbonaceae. Gene Ontology annotation, molecular function: nucleic acid binding; zinc ion binding.